Messenger RNA from Pocillopora damicornis (cauliflower coral), 2644 nucleotides. RefSeq lists its product as uncharacterized. The record is from RefSeq and is a predicted model, not a curated record. NCBI's taxonomy places the organism in Eukaryota, Metazoa, Cnidaria, Anthozoa, Scleractinia, Pocilloporidae. Gene Ontology annotation, molecular function: protein binding.
UGAUGGCGGACGGUGGUUAGGGUUUUGUCGCCAUCCUAUGAGUUAGUUGAGCGCUCCAAGUCAUAGAUAUAUCUCAUUCAAUAGAUUAUAACUCAUUGAAAUACUUUCCUCACGCUUUAACUAUGAACCAGAAAUAAGAGUGAUUAUGAGUCAAGGAGCUUUUGGAUUUCGUCGACAAUCUGAAAUGGCAAAGAUGGCGGGGAACUUGCUCAUUUGCGGAAGAUAUUUGGAAGUUAAUUGACAGAAUCGUGAACUUUCGACCGCGUCAUUUCUCCAGACGAUCACGUGAUAGCCAGUCAAUGGAACAAAAUAAACUUGACAGUAGCUUAAGAGAAGCCACUAUCAAUGGCGGCACACAUCUCGUAAUGUCGCGGGAACAAAGUUUCAGAGGGUCUCGACCUCUUGUUACUUUUGGCCCCAAAGAUUGGGCCUCACAGAUAGUUAGAGGCAAAUUGGAAAUUUUGGAGGCAUGUCGGCAUCAUAUCCCAAAUCUUGGAUGCCUUUUGCUUGAAGGCUCUCUGUGUUCUGCAUCCUCUAAUGGAUUACAGUUUUUUCCUGGUCCAUUUGUCAAAAUCCAAUUAGUGGUGGCAUUAAGGAAUGACAAGCAAGAGCUGUUUGAUUGCUGACUGGUGACUGCUGGAAAUCAACAAUGCAAAGUUAAUGGAGGACGAAGUGUGAUUAAAGCAGAAGUGAAACCAGCUGGUUCCAUGUAUCUCGCAGAAACAUUGGCCAUUAACUGCAGUGGAGUUGAGCUGGGUUCCUUUGCUAGGAAUUUUGUAUUUCUCCUUCCAGCUAGCAUUCCUACUGAGUACCUCAUUUCACUUGAAUUCGGAGCAGUAACUGGGGAAUUGCUAGAUGACAUACAACUCCAAGUAUUGACCCAUUAUCAACAGACGAGUUUGUUUGACUUUUGUGAUGGCCAUUCCUUGUCAUCAGUGGAAUUACCAUGCCCUAAAAAGGAACUUGUUGGUAUUUUGGGAACUCCAGAAGCUCAGAAGAUUGUGUCAUAUUUUCAGGAAUUAGUGGAAAAUGGUGCAGGGAGAUGCUUCAGACGAGAUCAACUCCGUCUCUUCCAGACCAUAGAGGAGCUCAGUCAUUCAGAGGCUUUACUACAGGAUCUGCAUCUUGCUGUAAAGCUGGAGGAAAGUCUCAUGCUGUACCAGAUGGGAGAUUAUGAAAGAUGCAAGCAGUUGGGUGAGAGCAUCUGCCUUCGUGCUAACACCUACCACUCACCAAAUUACAAUUCUAUUGCUGGAAUGGCAAAGUGCACUAUCUCAAGUGCUUACAAGAUGGAAAGGAACUUUACUAAGGCGGAGGAACUUUUGGAUUCUUCUACUGAGCUCUUAGAGUCUGUUGUCCCUGGUGAAGAGACUGCAAUUAACAGAACCUGUCUUGCUGCUUUGUUGUCUGAGAAGGGCACUGUUGAAGGAAUCACUGAGCAAGAAAAAAAGAAACUCAAGAAAGCCUUGAAGGAUGCAAUGCUACACUACAGACACCAGCUCAACAAAACUCAAAGAAGGAAUGCUAAUAGUCCCAGAAGGGCUCUGAUUAGAAUGAUUCUAUUCUAUCUUCACUCCACUCGAGACCAAGCCACAAACUUGCAGAUAGCUGUGUCCAACAAAGUGUUAGACAAAGUGAAGGAGUUUGUUCAACAAUUCAACAGAGAGUUUCUUGUAAAUUGCUCCAUGAGGGACAAAGCAUUGUUUUGUAAUGCCUAUGGUGACUUACUGACCAGGAAAGGACAAUAUGAAGAAGCCAUCAGUUCAGUGUCUGAGGCUUUGAGAAUAGCAGAAGAUCUUCAGCUGCAGACAGAUAUAAAGGGAGCACGUGACCGACUUCAGCAACUCGAUCGGCUGCGUAUGGAGCGAGGGGAGGGUGGACGGGGGCCUCAUGACCAGGACGAGAGAAGAGUGGCGAGAUAUCAGGGCUUCGAAGAGCCAGGGUUUGAAGUCCUGGAGAGAUUUCUUGAGCAACUCACUCAGCGUGUGCAGAGAUGUAGACAGUACUAAGAAGUUGCAGAGGACACUGACAUUUUAACAUCUCCAUUCUAGAAACAAACCAUCAUGAACGAUCACCUGCCGUUUGUAGUGGGCUCCUGUCUGUAUUGUUACGAAAACUAGUUUUACUGAUAGGUGUACUGUGGUUAUUUGUGGGUUCAGCUUUUUUUCAUAAUGAAACAUUCCGUUGAAUUCCUGACGCCUUAACUGUCAUUACAGGGCUCAGCAAUGCAGUUCUGCACGGACAAAGCUUAGUAAUGUUGUCGCUAUUGCUCUCAAGUUUAGGCAUGUAAGUCAUGUCGCAGAUUGUCUCCACUCGUUGACUGCAUUGCACUUUCUCCCCUCCUAGGAAAACUUGCCAUAAUGUAUAAUACUCUCACGGCUGUAGAUAGCGGGUAUUACGUAAUGACGUAUACUGUAUACGCCUUCGAUCUUAGUAUAACUGAGUUAUGUAAAGGAGCAAAAAAUUUAUUGUCAGAGUUAAACUAGGUAAAUAGAUUUAACCUCACUCACUUUCACUAAGAAAUAUGAGUAUUCCGCUUUAUUUAGGUGAAUCGUAGCAUGUAUGGUGUUACCGUGACGUCAUAAUCUUCAUCGUAUUACAGUAUAUGAAACUUGAUUAGUAAACGAUCAGUUGAGAUGGUGAA